Acipenser ruthenus (sterlet) is the source of this 2797-nucleotide messenger RNA. RefSeq names its product arginine and glutamate-rich protein 1. The record is from RefSeq and is a predicted model, not a curated record. Bases 350 to 1396 code for a protein of 348 amino acids. Lineage: Eukaryota; Metazoa; Chordata; Actinopteri; Acipenseriformes; Acipenseridae. The transcript is spliced from 6 exons.
AAAUAAAUAAAUAAAUAAUACAAUUCUAGAAAAUUCUACAAGUUUUCUAAAACAUAUUUAUGCAUCUGUCUUCGGAUGAGACGUCAAACAAACGAGCUCCUAUUGGAAGUGACUCUGCAGCAGCAGCAGCAGCAGUUGUUGAUGAUGCAGAGUUCACCCCCCUAGUCUCUGUGAGUCGCUUUGGAUAAAAGCGUCUGAUAAAUGACUCAUUGAUAACAGCACCUGCUGGACCCUUUAUCAUAUUACAUUUGACAGUGAUAUUUUGUAUACUGGAUAAUAUAUUCAUGGUUCGAUGUUAUAGGAGUCCAAAAAUGCUACUUUUAGCACAACACUCCCAUCUAGUGGCCGAAUGGAGAAGUUCCCAAUGCUUCUGGUUGCAUGGCAACGCCCUGACGCUUGUGUUUACCACGCUCGGAGUUUCGCAAUGGCCGCUGUUAUCAACACGGUGGGUAAAACUGAACCCCGAAAUCUGGCUCUGACGGGCUCCACCGGGACCUCGAAAUCAAACACCGACCUGCUCGAACGAAUUAUUAACCGGACCACGCUAUCCACGCAGCGGGCGACGCACCGACACAUACUGGUGAUUGGGAAUAGCUUCCAGAAAACUAAGAAAAAGAAGAAGAUCGUGCCGGUGUCGGGGGGCGAGCAGGAGCGAGGAGCGCUCCCCGACCAGGAGGAGGAGGGCUCAGAGGCGAGCGCCCUCUGCAGGCUGGAGGAGGAAUUGCAGGCGCUCAGGGCCGGCGCUGAGCAGGAGAGAGAGCUGGCCCUGCAACAGCAGAAACAGGUUCUGGAUGCUCGGUUCCGGGAGGUUCUGCUGAACAGAGACCGCUUGGAGGAGGAGAGGCUGCACCAGCUCUCCCAGAGGCUGAGGUCAGAGGCAGUGGAGGCAGCGCGAGUCCUGGAGGAGAGGCAGAGGGAGGGGGAGAGGAGGGCGGUGCAGGAGGCCUGCCGGACUCUGAGGCUGCAGCUUGGAGAGGAGGCAGAGGCAGAGAGGCAGAGGGAGGUGCGGAGGGUGCUAGCAGAGGCACAGGCUGAGUUUGCAUUGCGACAGAGGAAAGCCGAGGAGACAGUCAGACAGGACUGCGAGAGGGAGGGGGUGCUGGAGAGAGAGAGGCAGGAGGAGAGACACAGAGAGGAGAUCAGACUGCUGGGGAGGGAAAUAUCGGGGCUCAGACAGCAGCUGUGCAGAGUGACGCAGGAGAAGAUGAAGUACGAGAAGGAGUUUAAGGAGGUGCAGGUGAAUUACAGGCGCUUCGUUGAUCUCACGGACUCCAGCCUGCACUCUGAUUACCUGCUGGAGCUGCGAGCCCUGGGGAAGCCAGCGGGACUGUCGGAGCGCGGGGUCCAGACCGACGAGGUCACCGCCCCCCGGACACAGCCUGGAACCGCUCCAUAGGGAACGCAUUGCAAACCAGCCAUGCUUCCCUGUGCCUUACCAGACCUCUCUGUGCUUUACAAUACUUCCCUAUGCCUUACCAGACCUCUCUGUGCUUUACAAUGCUUCCCUAUGCUUUACCAGACCUCUCUGUGCUUUACAAUGCUUCCCUAUGCUUUACCAGACCUCUCUGUGCUUUACAAUGCUUCCAUAUGCUUUACCAGACCUCUCUGUGCUUUACAAUGCUUCCCUAUGCUUUACCAGACCUCUCUGUGCUUUACAAUGCUUCCCUAUGCUUUACCAGACCUCUCUGUGCUUUACAAUGCUAUCCUAUGCUUUACAGACCUCUCUGUGCUUUACAAUGCUUCCCUAUGCUUUACCAGACCUCUCUGUGCUUUACAAUGCUUCCAUAUGCUUUACCAGACCUCUCUGUGCUUUACAAUGCUUCCCUAUGCUUUACCAGACCUCUCUGUGCUUUACAAUGCUAUCCUAUGCUUUACAGACCUCUCUGUGCUUUACAAUGCUUCCCUAUGCUUUACCACACCUCUCUGUGCUUUACAAUGCUAUCCUAUGCUUUACAGACCUCUCUGUGCUUUACAAUGCUUCCCUAUGCUUUACCACACCUCUCUGUGCUUUACAAUGCUUCCCUAUGCUUUACCACACCUCUCUGUGCUUUACAAUGCUUCCCUAUGCUUUACCAGACCUCUCUGUGCUUUACAAUGCUUCCCUAUGCUUUACCACACCUCUCUGUGCUUUACAAUGCUUCCCUAUGCUUUACCAUGCAUUAUAAUGUCAUGAUUGGACGCCCACCAGUUUCAGAAUGUUUCUGCUAGUCUUUAUCUAACUUGAUGUUACAUAAUGAGAACCAAACAUCCUGAAUACUGCUGUAUUGUUCUUGAGUGAAUCAGAGAGUGUAAGCACUGGGCCCCAAUGAUGUAAACUUUCUUUAGUUUAAUGUCUGCGGUGUUGAACGUGAAUCAGAUUAUUUUUCAGUUCCUCCCUUUUACAUUUCAGUACAAGCUGAGCACUUGACCUCCUGUCCUUGCACUUAUGAAACGAAAUUGAGAGACAUCAUAAUAAUAAUAAUAAUAAAACAACAGCAUGCCCCAGCUAUGGUAGGAUAUUAUAUAAGCCCAUUUUGAACAUCUCUCAGUAGUAUUCAUUAUUCAGCUUCACUGUGUUAAUAUUUCCCUUGCUUUAGAGAAAGGUUUUCUGUGUAUCUGAGUCACGCAUGGCGGAACAAUGCAGUCGUGUUUAAUGGCAACAUUACAGGCCAUGCAUUUAGUUUGACCAGGGCAGGCUUGAGGCACGGAGACUGAACUGCUCCCUCCCUCCCUCCCUGAGAGAAAGGGGGCUCCCUCCAGUCCAGGGCAGGCUUGAGGCACGGAGACUGAACUGCUCCCUCUCUCCCUCCCUCACCCC